Molecule: messenger RNA, 4760 nt
Organism: Pleuronectes platessa (European plaice)
Lineage: Eukaryota; Metazoa; Chordata; Actinopteri; Pleuronectiformes; Pleuronectidae
Gene: phldb1a
Product: pleckstrin homology-like domain, family B, member 1a
Exons: 22
Coding region: 139-3903 (1254 amino acids)
Biological process (GO): regulation of microtubule cytoskeleton organization
Cellular component (GO): basal cortex
Molecular function (GO): protein binding
Source: RefSeq, a predicted model, not a curated record
CGGGAACUCAGUGGGUGAAUGAAACAAGCUGGGAGCAUGACAUAAACAAUAAUGUGGACGCCGCUCAGUGGAUGAAUAAUCGAACCAGAUAAACUCAUGGAUUUUUAGCUGCUGUCUGGAUUCUGUAAGAGCAGAGAAAUGGAUCUUCACGUGUCAGAUAGUUCUGACAGUCCGGCAGACAUGGAGCGCAUGAGGAGGAAUAAAGUGGAGCAGGGGGGACAGACGCACCAGGUCCUACAGGGCACUCCGUUAGACCUGAUCGAGACUGGCAAGUCCCUGAGAGUCCAAGCAGAACGCCCCCACCUGGUUAGUCUGGGAAGUGGACGACUGAGCACGGCCAUCACUUUGCUUCCACUGCAGGAAGGAAGAACCACACUGGGCAGUGGGGGCACAGAUAUCCCCCUGCAGGGCCACGGCAUCGCAGAGCAGCACUGCUACAUUGAAAAUGAGGCGGGCGUCAUCAUUUUGUACCCAUGUGGGAACCAGUGCGCUGUGGAUGGCCUCCCCAUCACCAGACCUUAUCGCCUAACACAAGGCUGCAUGCUGUGUUUUGGUCAGUCUGUCUUUUUCCGCUUCAACCAUCCAGAGGAGGCCGUGAGGAUGAAGAGCAUGCUGCCCGGGGGGGGAGGAGGAGGCAGGGAACUCAGCACCACAAAAACUCUUCCUGCCGACUCACACAGUGUGUUUAACGGCAGCCAUCAGUCCUUUUCAAGCAACGGCAGCUCUAAUAUCAACAACAUUGCCAAGACCCUCCAGUGCUCCUUGAUGGUCAACACAUCAUCCUCGUCAUCAGGACCUGGGAAACAGCCGCUUCCUCAGCCGUCUGCUCCAAACAUGCUCAAUGGAAGAAACAGCUCCACAACAGAGGACUGCAUUUAUGAAAACAUCAGAACCUUGGGAAUCCAGAACCUUGGGGACAUAGCCCCUCCGGUACCUGCCCGGUCCGCUCACACCAACCACACUCCUGUCCCCAAUCCGCGGAGCUCGCUGUCUGUCGCCUCAAGCAGUGCUGGCGGUGGUCACAGAGUCCAGGAGAGCCCAAAGCUUCUCAGGAAUGUAAGAUCCACCCCCACACCACCGAACUCAGGGUCAGGACAGGGCACAGACAGCUCUAAGCCAACUCCCAAAUCAUCAUCUGCUAAAUGUUCCCCAGCGGCUCCCCCCAGCCCUCGAGUAAAAGGUUCCUCUCUACAACACAGAUCCCCCAGCCCCAUGCGAGAGCAGGGUCAGUUUGUCACCAGUGUAGAAGUCCCUCAAAGGCUCAGGACUCCAGAGCUGCUUGUGCCCAGCGGCCUGAGAGAACUUCCUCCUGUCAGCCCUUACACGUCUGGCAAGGGGACUCCAGGAUCGCAGGGCUCAGCUUCCCUCCUCGCCACACAAGGCCUCGCUGCUAAGCCUCACCCCGAGAGCCCCCAGGGCCCCAGCAAACUCACAACAAAAGCAGAGGCCAUGAGGGCGCUGUACUCCCAGAGUCCAUCACCUCUCUCUGGGUUGGAGAAGGAACCUGAAGGCAGGAGAUUAAGGCCUGUGCCAGGAGGUGCCAUGGUAUCAGGUCUGGGGACGUCUCCUCUGGCGAGCCCUCAUAGCCAAAGGAAAACCUCCUGCUCGAACGUGACUGGAUCCUCCACCAAGGAACACAACCUAAUGAAGCCAUAUGCACGGGAGCGAAAGAACAGCAUCUCCGAGAUCAGCGACAAUGAGGACGAGUUGCUGGAAUACCACCGCUGGCAGAGAGAGGAGAGGCUGCGUGAGCAGGAAAUGGAGAAACUGGAGCGACAGAGGCUGGAGACCAUCCUCAAUCUGUGUGCAGAGUAUAAUCAGGAGGGCAGUGCCGUGGAGUUGGCCGAGAUGGUGAGGAGUGGGCUGCUGGGGGGCGCUGUGGGAGUCGGCCCAGGCACAGGAGACGGGCUGAACCUCCAGGGUGGAGACGGGCCUCACAGGGCGAGGCCGAAUGAUGAGGACACCCAGAGAGAGGAGUCCAGCAGCACAGAGAGCACACACCAAGAGUGUGAUGAGCUGAUGGCUGCUCAGGAGCCCGUGUACGUGGAGGAGGAGAGGAGCAGGAUCUUGUUCAGAGUUGAUGACUUGAAACACAGAGUCAGUGAACUGGAGCAGCAGCUACAAGAGACCAAACAGGAGGCGGAGAUGGAGCAGGCUCUGCUGCAGGCCGAGAGGCAGGCAGAGCAGGAGCAGGUGGACGCUGAGAGUGACAUCAUCUCUCAGCUGCAGCUCAAACUCAGCCAGCUGGACAAGGCCGUCCAGAGAGAGAAGGACGAGGGCAGGGCUAAUGUGUCGGCUCAGCGGAAGGCCCUGGAAAAGCAGAGGAAUGAGUACAAUGAGCUGAAGAGGCAGUUUGAUAAGUGCCCCUUGUCUCUAAGGGAACAGUUACAGGAGCAGCUCAGCAGGAAAGCUGAAGCUGUGGAGUGUGGGACCAAGCAGUUUGAGGAGCUGGAGUUCUGCCAGCUGGAGGAGGAGAGCAGUUUGGAGGAGAAGAAGGACACGCAGAGCUCGCAGCUCCUCCAAGACAGGGCAGAGUACCACUGCAGCGUGGCCCGGAGGAAGGAGAAGAUGGCCACAAUGGAGGCUCAGGUGAAGCAGCUGGGGCUACAGGCCGCGCAGGACUGUGAGAGGAUGGUUAGAGACAGGGCGGUGGCUCUGCAGCUGUUACACAAGGAACAAGACAGGUUGUGUGCUCUGGAGAAGAGGCACCACACAUUGGGCGGAGAGAGAAGUUACCUGAAGCCCAGCAGCAACAUGAAGGAGAGUCAGCCUGAGCUGAGCAGGAAUGCAAUGCCUCCUAUUAAUCUCGAGCGCUGGUACCAGGACAUCAUGGCGGCUGGAGAGGCUCAGUCGUGUCCUCCACCGCUGCCUGCCAAGUCUUUUUCCGCACGCAGACACGGGCAGCUGUUGAAGUCCAAAUCAGAUGGCGAGGUUGGCCUGGCGGCGUCAUGGGCCCCAGCCCUGCCACACUCCAGCGCUCAUGAGAGAAAUGCAUCCACCAAGGGGUUACAGUUAGCUCUGGGAGAGAUGUUGGACACGGAGUCCAGGAGGCAGAUGGUUGUACAGAGCAAAGACGUGUCUCCCACUGUCCAUCACUCCAUCCUGCAUCACCAGUCGCCACCGAGCGGAAACCAGGCGUACGACACCCUGAGUCUGGAGAGCUCCGACAGCAUGGAGACCAGCGUCUCCACCGGCAACUCCGCCUGCACCCCGGAAAGUGCCUGCGGGUUAGAGACCCAGAGGAUAGAGGAGAUGGAGAAGAUGUUGAAGGAGGCGCAGCAGGAGAAAGCCCGACUGGUGGAGAACAGAGAGAGGGAGGUGCAGGCUCGGCGGCAGAUGUUGGAGGAGGAGCGGAGGAGGCGAGAGGAGGCCGAGAGAAGGCUUCUGGACGAGACGGCCCACAGGCAGAGGCUGGUGGAGGAGGAGGUGAAGAUGAGAGAGAAACACUUCUCCCAGGCUCGUCCAAUGACGCGCUACCUGCCCAACCGUAAGGAGGAGUUUGACCUGCGAGCCCACGUGGAGUCGUCCGGCCACAGCAUCGACACCUGCCCCUUCGUCAACCUCACCGAGAAGAUGUGUAAGGGCCACCUGGUGAAGAUGGGCGGCAAAAUCAAAUCCUGGAAGAAACGCUGGUUCGUUUUUGACCGUCUCAAGAGGAACUUCUGUUAUUACGCGGACAAGCAUGAGACCAAGCUGAAAGGACUCAUUUACUUUCAGGCGAUUGAAGAGGUUUAUUAUGAUCACCUACGCAGUGCCACCAAGAGCCCCAAUCCCUCUUUAACCUUCUGCGUGAAAACCCACGACCGGCUCUACUACAUGGUGGCCCCGUCCCCGGAGGCCAUGAGGAUCUGGAUGGAUGUCAUAGUAACGGGCGCUGAAGGCUACACGCAGUUCAUGAGCUGAGGGACCAUGUGUCGGGUGACAGGUUGGGAGGAUGAUGGGGACUGAGCGAGCACUGAGACACCUGCGAGGCAACCUGAGCUGCUCCCUUGCUGGGGCUGGAGUAGAGGACACGCGGCAGAUGUGUCCCGGAUGGACGUCUGAGGAGACACUUGAUCUGGUGCUCAUAUAAAAGAAGCCUGAUGCCUUGGUGCAAAUGAAGGCUGAGUCUUGACAUAGGUGCUUUUUUUUUUUUUUAAGAAUUCCCAAGUUGGACUGAGACUGAGCAACCUGCCUUUGGAUCUAUGAAGGGAAGCUUUCUAGAAACAAAACCGUAUUAAACUCGUUUUAUUACCAAAAUGUAUUUUCAAUACUUACAAUAUGAUUUCGGGAGGUUUCUGGAGGAACACUUGGAAUAUUUCUUACUUCACAUAAGCUCAAACUCUUUACAUCUCGGAAGCCGAUCUGUGCAUGUGCAGUAUUAAUCUUACUUUUCUCUCUUUUUGAUACAUUUGUACUUUCCCUGCAGUUUGUUAACCUUCUGAUUAAAAAAGUAUCUUUUAAUAUGUCCAAAACACUAAAAGGAAAACAGAGUUUUGUAGCAAGUAUCUUAAAAUAUUUUUAAAGAGUCAUAUAUUAUGCAGCCUUGGUGCCAAAUACUUUAUGAAAUGUUUUUAUCUGAUUUUUACAAUACAAAUUUUAAUAUCACUCAAUAUACAGUGCAAUAUUAUAAGGGCUUUUCAUUCAGAUAAAUAAUAGCAUUCAUGUGUAUUAUAAAAAAACAUAUUUGCAUUUUAACAGAAAUCAUAUAUUAUAGUCCUGUAAUGAUAUUGUAAAACUACCGUGUAUAUCUAAUGAAUAAAAGUAUGUGAUGCAUCUGA